Molecule: messenger RNA, 1641 nt
Organism: Adineta ricciae
Lineage: Eukaryota; Metazoa; Rotifera; Eurotatoria; Adinetida; Adinetidae
Source: the annotation of a GenBank genome assembly
AUGACGACGACCAGUAAUAUGGAUAAUGGAAUUGUCGAAGAUAUUGCAUGGCCCGUCAAUAUCGAAACAAUGGCACUUGAACAAAAACAAAAACAAAAAGAAGAAAAAAAGAAAAAACAUCGCAGAAUCUGCGGAUUUCCACUCUUUCCUUGCCUGUUGCUAUCGCUUUUGAGUCUACUUCUGGCCGCUCUCCUUACGUAUCUGCUCGCUCGAAAUCGUCAUUUCAUAGUAGCAGCAGCAGCAGCAGCUAAUAUGACAAAUGAUACCUAUCAGGAAACAACUUAUGAAACAACGCUAUCUACAAGUACAACACUAAACUCAACUACACCUGUUCCUUGUGGUCCAUCAUGUCUCAAGCAGUCUUGGAUUAAUGAUUCAAGUUUACUUGCUUAUUGGUCUUUUGAUGAUACAUACGAUGACAAAACUGGUAUUUAUAAUAGAACAACAUCAUCCAAUCUUCCAUCAUUGGUUACUGGUUAUCUCGGUCAAGCAGCUCUAUUCAAUGCAUCUGCCCAACAAGCACUAUACAUCUCACAUAUUCCGAUAAACUCGGUUAGUUUUACCAUUGAAGCAUGGAUUAAACCAACUGCUUAUCCAAAUCCUGCCGAUCACAGCAUAGUCGGUCUAUGUCCGUCGGAAGUUAUAGAUCAUUGUUUGCAUAUAAAUAUUCGAUACGGUGUGCUGUACUUUGGUUUCUACUAUGACGACGUUCGGGGUGGAACUUACAUUUCGCUGAAUCGAUGGAUACACGUCGCCUUUGUAUUUGAUAACACAACAAAUAUGCAAACCAUCUAUUUAAAUGGCUACCCUGAUGCAGCAAAACCAACCGUAAAUAUGCUACAAGUUUCCUCAGGUGCUUUCACCAUUGCCACUAAUGAACGUGUCAGUUACCCUAAUAACUUUUUCCAAGGUUAUAUUGAUGAACUAACAAUUACUCAGCGAGCAAAGUCUCUAUGUGAAAUAGUUGAACGAGCAACAUUAGCAGCUUACUUCAAAUUCGAUACGUCUGCACCUUAUUCUGAUUCAGGACCCAAUCGAGUAGCAACUACGUCUUCAGCGACAUCGAUUGUUGCUGGAAAUAAAAGUCAAUCCGUGUCAUUUACUGGCACGUCGUCUUCGUACUUCCAAACAUGGGGCUAUACAUCAUUUGGUAUUACUGAUCAUCCAUUUUCCAUUGCAUUAUGGAUUCAGCCGCGAACUUUAACUGGUACAUUAGUUCAUCUAUCUUCAACUGCUUCGGGUACGGGUUCGACAUGUUUUCCAUUAUUGGGAUUUUCCUCCACUGGUGCCAUUGUUGGUCAAGUUUUAACGAGUAGUAAUACAUUAGUAUCAGCGGUUGAUCUGGUUGCUGGAAAUCCAUCAUCAUGGACACUCGUUGUUCUGACAUGGAGUUCAGCAAACGGAUUGCGAUUAUAUGUUAACGACGAACUGGUCAGUUCAGCGGAAGCUUCAACGUUUUUAGCUAGUGAAACAAUACCGAAUUACUUCACAUUGGGCAAUUGUUUAUCUGGUUGCACGGCGUGUCCCAGCGGGUCAGUUAGUUCUCCUGGUCCGUUCGUAGGCUUAGUCGACGACUGGCACAUAUUUAGUAGAGAAAUAACAGCAGAUGAUGUCUGUGUUCUCUAUACUGAUACUGAUUGA